This is a messenger RNA of Asparagus officinalis (garden asparagus), 561 nucleotides long. RefSeq lists its product as uncharacterized. Lineage: Eukaryota; Viridiplantae; Streptophyta; Magnoliopsida; Asparagales; Asparagaceae. The record is from RefSeq and is a predicted model, not a curated record. Bases 1 to 561 code for a protein of 186 amino acids. The transcript is spliced from 2 exons.
AUGGAAGCACUCAGAAACAUCGAAAACCAGCAGUCAACGUACGGUUGUAAGCGCUGCGGCGAAAAAUUCAGUAGCGGGCGGGCACUCGGAGGGCACCAGAAGAAGCACAGAGUCGAGGAUCAAGAUGCAGCAGGAGCGAGGGUCGCGUUCAGUACGCGCAAUGGACAACCGGUACUAAUCAACUCGUCACAACAACAAAUACAACAAGAAGACUUUGAAAACCUGCACCAAGAGGGUCCAAAUGGCAUCUGCCUCUUCUGCUUGAAACGGGCACCGCUGAAACUGCACUUUAAUCAUUCGAGGAUCCUCGCGUCCGCAAUCAAAAAGGCGAGAAAAGGAAAAUUGGGGGUGAAACGGGGUGGUAGUCCUCCUGCAGAGAGGAGUUUAAACAUUAUGGCGAAUGCUAGCAGCAGCACUAUUAGUGCAGGGACUAAGAAGAAAAGGGCAGUUUCAGUUGUUGAAGCAGAAAGCGGUGGCAAAAAGGAGUAUUUGUACUUCUUCAUUGAUUUAUGGAACAAAAGAGUUUUGCUGGUCUACGAGCAUGAGUUACCUAUACAGUAA